Molecule: messenger RNA, 2191 nt
Organism: Carassius carassius (crucian carp)
Lineage: Eukaryota; Metazoa; Chordata; Actinopteri; Cypriniformes; Cyprinidae
Gene: notum1b
Product: notum, palmitoleoyl-protein carboxylesterase b
Exons: 10
Coding region: 69-1637 (522 amino acids)
Molecular function (GO): hydrolase activity
Source: RefSeq, a predicted model, not a curated record
UGCUGUGAUCUGAACACAGGAGGAGGACAUUCAGUUCAAUUCAGGAUGAGACGAUCCAGAUUGUUUUUAUGAACCUCCUGUGGAUUUACAGAAGCAUGGAGAUGAUCCGAGUUCUGCUGGUUCUGCUGGUUCUGGGGUCAGGAGAGGGCAGGAGAGUUCGGGGUCAGCGGACUCAGACACCCGAGAGCUUUCCUCUGGACUUCACCGCUGUGGAGGGAAACAUGGAGAGCUUCAUGACUCAGGUGAAGAACUUGGCUCAAUCCCUGUAUCCCUGCUCGACUCAGAAACUGGACCAGGAGAUGAAGCUUCAGUUCCUGAGGAACUCAUCGGUCACCUGUAAUGACGGUUCACCUGCUGGCUACUACAUAAAGGAGUCACGAGGCAGCCGGCGAUGGCUGAUGUUCCUGGAGGGCGGCUGGUACUGCUUCAGUAAACACACCUGCGACAGCAGAUACGAGACCAUGAGGCGACUCAUGAGCUCCAGCAAAUGGCCUUCCACCAGGACAGGAACAGGGAUCCUGUCGUCUCAGCCCGAGGAGAAUCCACACUGGUGGAACGCAAACACAGUGUUUGUGCCGUACUGCUCCAGUGAUGUUUGGAGCGGCUCCACAGCAAAGACAGACCAGAGUAAAACACACACACACAAACACACACACACAGUGUCCAUCAUUCAUAUUCAUCGUGUGUACGUGUAUGUAACGUGUGUGUGUGUGUGUGUGUCUCUGUGUUCAGAUGAAUAUGCAUUCAUGGGUUCUCAGAUCAUUGAGGAGGUCAUUAAGGAGCUGGUGACCAAAGGUCUGGACGGUGCUAAAGUGCUGCUGCUAGCCGGGAGCAGUGCCGGUGGUACCGGGGUGCUGCUGAAUGUGGACCGUGUGUCGGAGCUGCUGGAGGAUCUGGGUCUCGGUUCGGUCCAGGUUCGGGGUCUGGCAGACUCGGGAUGGUUUCUGGAUCAUAAACAGUACCGCUUCACAGACUGCAUCGACACGAUCAGCUGUGCUCCGACAGAGGCCAUCAAGAGAGGAGUGCGAUAUUGGAACAGCGUGGUUCCUGAGCGCUGCAGUCACGUGUAUAACGGCGAGGACUGGAACUGCUUUUUUGGCUAUAAGGUUCAGCCCACACUCAAGAGGCCGGUGUUUGUGGUUCAGUGGUUGUUCGAUGAGGCUCAGCUGAUGGUUGAUAAUGUCCAUCUGACGGGUCAGCCAGUGCAGGAGGGUCAGUGGAGAUACAUCCAGAACCUGGGCAGUGAACUCAGGAACACUCUCAAGAACAUCCCAGCCAUGUUUGCUCCCGCCUGUUUGUCUCAUGAGAUCAUCACAAGAAGUUAUUGGAUGGACAUCCAUGUUAAAGGUACCUCACUUCCUCGAGCGCUGCAGUGCUGGGACCGCAGCCUCCGUCACCACGGCAACAGCAGCAGCAGCAUUCAGGCUCCGCCCCGGGGCUGCCCCCUUCACUUGAUUGACAGCUGCCCGUGGCCCCACUGCAACCCCUCCUGCCCCACCAUCAGAGAGCAGAUGACAGGGCAAGAGAUGAGCGUCAUCCAGUUCCUCACACACCUGGGCUUCGAUGUGCAGCGUGUGGCACAGCAGCAGGGCAUGGAGCCCCACAAACUACUGGGCAUGCUCAGUAACGGCACCUGACUGGAGCAGCUGAUGUGUGUCGAAUGACUGAUGAUCAGUGAGGGGGCCAAAAAUCAGGAUUCAGUGAAGCUAAAAUAAUCCCAAAUCUAGACAGAACAUUUCCAAUGAGGGACAAUAUUACUUCUAUAAGGGCAAGGUUUAUGACCUUUGUUUAAAAUUAGGCAUUUAGUAGAUGUUUUAUUCUUACUAUUUUUAGAUUAUGGCAGAAAUAGUAAGAGUUGCAUGAUAGUAGUACCUUGUUCUGAAAACAGCAACUUUAGCCAUUGAAUCACUGACAGCAGUUUUGUUAGGAAAUACUGUUUUUUUUGGGAGCAACUUUAAUAGUUUGUAAUAGAGCAACUGACUUGCUUUAUGAAUGAGUCAUUGAAUCAUUGACUCAACCGAUUCAUUGAAAACAGAUGAUUCAUUCGGCAACAAAGUAACUGUCUUUACAAAUGAGUCAUUGAAUAAUUGACUCAACCGAUUCAUUUAAAACAGAUGAUUCAUUCGGCAACAAGGUAACUGUCUUUAAAAUGAGUCAUUGAAUCAUUGACUCAACCGAUUCAUUUAAAACA